AUGCCGGGGUCGGACGAGAAGGCUGAAGAAAAUGGCCACACCCUGAUGAAGAAGGCAGAAGAGGACGAGGUCAUCGAGGACGAGUUCAAUAUUCACUCAACAGUCGGCCUGGUCUCUGCACUGCUGCUGUCCUGCCUCGCAUCGACGGUGAGCGAUUCCAAGGAUCUCAAAGACUUCGCAGAGGAGCGCGACCGCAGAUGGGAGUUGCAAGACGAGGGAGUCUCCAUCUUUGACGUCUACCAGGCCUUGAUUUUCGUCUGCAUGUCGUGCAAUGUGCUUGCCAUCAUGACGGCGAUUGCACGCCUUAUUGCUUUUCAGCGAGUUGCAAAGUCUGAUGCCCCGGAGUUUCAGAGGAUAAUGGCAGCAGGACGGGUGGGAUGGUGCACAGGUGCGCUGCCAGUUGUGGCAAUGGCAGCUGGUGUUAUCUCUUACAUUCUGGUCAUGCUGGUUCAGGGAUACCUGGUGAUGCACAUGAAGACCUUCUGGUUCUGUGUGGCGACCAUAACUGUCUGCAUCAUUCUCUGGGCGAGCCACGAAGUAUGGAUCAUCCUUGCGAAACGAGCUGUGAAUCACCCUGAACUCCUCAAGCUUAGCUGUGCUCUUAGCUGUGCUGACGCACCUCAGGAUAGCGAGUAUGAAGAGCUCGAGAGCUCCUAG
Symbiodinium sp. CCMP2592 is the source of this 657-nucleotide messenger RNA. Lineage: Eukaryota; Dinophyceae; Suessiales; Symbiodiniaceae. The record is from the annotation of a GenBank genome assembly.